This is a messenger RNA of Chinchilla lanigera (long-tailed chinchilla), 2978 nucleotides long. It is a transcript of the gene Traf5, whose product is annotated as TNF receptor-associated factor 5. Gene Ontology annotation, biological process: positive regulation of JNK cascade; positive regulation of canonical NF-kappaB signal transduction; regulation of apoptotic process. Gene Ontology annotation, cellular component: plasma membrane signaling receptor complex. NCBI's taxonomy places the organism in Eukaryota, Metazoa, Chordata, Mammalia, Rodentia, Chinchillidae. Gene Ontology annotation, molecular function: thioesterase binding; tumor necrosis factor receptor binding; zinc ion binding. The record is from RefSeq and is a predicted model, not a curated record. Bases 135 to 1811 code for a protein of 558 amino acids. The transcript is spliced from 11 exons.
UCCCGGGCCGCGCGAGGUCGGAGGGGCCGGCGCGGCGCCGCUCUCCGGGGCGGCGCGCACGGACCAGAGCCUGGAAGAAGCAAACGCGAAGGAGCCGGCUGAGCGCCUGGGCUGCCCCGCUGAGCUGCGCGAGAAUGGCUUCCACAGAGGAGCAUGGAGGGGUCCCCUGUGGUUUCAUCCGCCAGAACUCCAGCAACUCCAUUUCCUUGGACUUUGAGCCCAACACAGAGUACUGGUUUGUGGAGCAGUUGGAAGAGCGCUACAAAUGUGCCCUGUGCCACUCUGUGCUUCACAACCCCCACCAGACAGGCUGCGGGCACCGCUUCUGCCAGCACUGCAUCCUGGCCCUGAGAGAACUAAAUGCAGUGCCAAUCUGCCCUGUAGAUAAAGAGGUUAUCAAAUCUCAGGAGGUGUUUAAAGACAAUUGCUGCAAAAGGGAAGUCCUCAAUUUAUAUGUGUAUUGCAAAAAUGCCCCUGGAUGUAAUGCCAAAAUAAUUCUGGGACGAUACCAGGAGCACCUGCAGCAGUGCCUGUUCCAGGCCAUUCCAUGUUCCAAUGAGAACUGCCAGGAAGCCAUGCUCCGGAGAGACCUGCAGGAGCACCUGAGCGCGUGCUGCCAGUUCCGGGAGGAGAAAUGCGUUUACUGCAAAAAGGAUGUGGUAGUAAUCAAUCUACAGAACCAUGAAGAGAACUUGUGUCCUGAGUACCCAGUGUCUUGUCCCAACAAGUGCUCACAGGUUAUUCCAAGAACUGAGGUGGAUGAACAUCUGGCUGUGUGUCCAGAGGCUGAACAAGACUGCCCUUUCAAGCACUACGGCUGUGCUGUCAAGGAUAAGCGAGGGAACCUGCAGGAGCACGAACAAUCAGCCUUGCGGGAACACAUGCUUCUGGUGCUGGAGAAGAACUUCCAGUUAGAAAGACAGAUUUCUGACUUAUAUAAGAGCCUAGAGCAAAAAGAAAGUAAAAUCCAGCAGCUAGCAGAAACUGUAAGGAAAUUCGAAAAGGAGUUCAACCAGUUUGCACAGUUGUUUGGGAAAAAUGGAAGCCUCCUCUCAAACAUACAGGUGCUUGCCAGCCACAUUGACAAGUCAGCCUGGCUAGAAGCUCAAGUGUGUAAGUUGUUACAAAUGGUCAACCAGCAACAACGUAACUUUGACCUGAGGUCUUUGAUGGAAGCAAUUGAUGCAGUGAAACAGAAAAUCACCCUGUUAGAAACCAAUGAUCAACGAUUAGUUGUGUUAGAAGGGGAGACUAACAAACAUGAUGCCCACAUUAAUAUUCAUAAAGCACAGCUGCAUAAAAACGAAGAGCGAUUUAAACUGCUCGAGGGUGCCUGCUACAAUGGAAAGCUCAUUUGGAAGGUGACAGACUACAAGAUGAAGAAGAGGGAGGCAGUGGAUGGGCACGUAGUGUCCAUCUUCAGCCAGCCGUUCUACACCAGCCGCUGUGGCUACCGGCUCUGUGUCCGAGCAUACCUCAAUGGGGACGGGUCCGGGAAGGGGACACACCUGUCCCUGUACUUUGUGGUGAUGCGAGGAGAGUUUGACUCACUGUUGCAGUGGCCAUUCAGGCAAAGGGUGACCCUGAUGCUUUUGGACCAGAGUGGCAAAAAGAACCACAUCAUGGAGACCUUCAAAGCUGACCCCAAUAGCAGCAGUUUUAAAAAACCUGAUGGGGAGAUGAACAUUGCAUCUGGCUGUCCCCGCUUUGUGGCUCAUUCCACUUUGGAGAGCGCCAAGAACACCUACAUUAAAGAUGACACUCUGUUCUUGAAAGUGGCUGUGGACUUGACUGACCUGGAAGAGCUCUAGUCCCUGUUUAUGGAGUGAUAAGAGAACCUCAAGUCCCAGAGCAUGGAGGACACAUGGGGAUGGAUUCAGACUCGGUCUAAGUUGUAUUGGGCUUUUCGUCUUUCAUGUUUGAAGUUAGUUUAAAACUUCUAAAGAACUGUUUUCUUUCUGCAUUUUAUUCAGUUGGAAACUUAGAACUCUUAGAAUAUCUUCUUAUUAUUUAUAUUUUAUAUCUCAUGGAAGAUGAUGUUUCUUUAAAGUGAAGUCUGAGACUUGUCUCUUAUUGGUGCUUAGUGAAGUGUCAGGUACUUUACCCCUAACCCUGAGGACACACAGGUAGCAGAAUUACUAGCUGAAAAAUGCUUGGGUGUUUAUCCACCCAAUUCAGAUCUAAACACAGUGUCUCCUGUUCUUUUUGGAGACUGUUUGAAGUCAUAAGUUGCUAUGAAAAUGGGAAUGUACGUAAACUUGUUUCUUGUCUGAGUCUGGACUACUUUCUGAAGGACAGAAAUGAUCAUGUUCUUGGCAUCCAUCCACGUAGAUCUGGGGGUGUAUAUGCAAAUCAGGAUGAGCCCUGUGACUCUUAAUAAGCCUGAACUUAACCACAACAGGAGUGUUUUCCUAACCUGAAAUGCACUGUUCUGCCACUUGCCAUUGCUCCCACUGGGCUGGCUCUCCUGAGUAUUUGAAGACAAGCCCUUCAGCCUCAGGCCUGACCUGAGUGCAACCACACCCCUUACCAUUUCUGAACAGCUGACCCUAUUGAAGAACUGUGAAUUAUAUUACUUACUUCUAGGAAUGACAGGAACCUUCUUUCUUUCUCCUCUAGAAUUUUCAAGAUGCUAAAGAGUCAUCCACAGGAAUCAUCCCUGAGGACUAAAUUCAAAGAAAUAGAUGCACUAUAGAAUUGUAUUUGAGAACUACACUGUGGCUCCUGAUGAGCUCUGGUUGGUUCUGGUCAGUACAUCAUCUCAGACAAACUCAGGAUACAUCCUGUAGCCUACAAGGCCAGACUAGGACAUGCUGCUUGUCUGUCUCUUUCUAAUCAUGGCCAAGGUCACCCUGUGUCUCCCGGGAGCAGAAGAUCAUGUUGUAAUUAGUUUCAAGCAGUUGGUGUGGAAAACAUUUUAAAGUGAACUUGCAAGAUAGUGGGUUUGUCCAUUAAUGAACUUAAGUGUAUACAAAGUA